Messenger RNA from Seminavis robusta, 387 nucleotides. NCBI's taxonomy places the organism in Eukaryota, Bacillariophyta, Bacillariophyceae, Naviculales, Naviculaceae. The record is from the annotation of a GenBank genome assembly.
AUGAUGCGCGUUUUGUUCCUCUCCAUGCUCCUUGCUGUCUUGAUCGCCAUGGCAUCUGCUUCCCACCAUGACGAAUCCGGUCGUGCGCUUCGUACCCCUGCUUCCCACCAGCCCAAGCAUGAGACUCGCAAACUUGAUGAAAGUGGAGACAGUGGAGACAGUGGAGAUAGUGGAGACGGUGAAGGUGAAAGUGGUGAUGAUGCUGAUGAUACUGAUGAUGAGGACUGCUAUGAUGCGUGCUGGGGUGAUGCUACUGACGAAGACAUCGAUGCCUGGACUGAGGACCAAUGGGUUGAAUGGGAGACGUGUACUGAUGCAGCCUGCGAUUGCGCCGAUGACGAAUGCGCAGCUGAUCCGGAUUGUGUGGAGGCUGCCUCCUGUGCUUAG